Molecule: messenger RNA, 1611 nt
Organism: Chenopodium quinoa (quinoa)
Lineage: Eukaryota; Viridiplantae; Streptophyta; Magnoliopsida; Caryophyllales; Amaranthaceae
Exons: 1
Coding region: 1-1611 (536 amino acids)
Source: RefSeq, a predicted model, not a curated record
AUGGUAGACCAAGGAACGAAAUCCCUUUUGGAGUAUGGUAUUCCUGAUACGACAACCGGACUCCUCUCUAGAAUUGUCAGGCCACCUGUCACUGCUCAGCACUUCGAAUUGAAACCACAGUUCAUUCAAUUCAUAUCUAAUGAUUCAUUUGCACGCACACCACAUGAUUGCCCAGUAAGUCAUAUUGAUGGUUUCUUGGAGAAAUGUGAUACUAUGAAAAUGAAUGGUGUUACAGAUGAUGCUAUCAGACUUCGCCUUUUCCCUUUUUCACUACGGGAUAGGGCGAAAGAAUGGUUGAGAGAUGAAGGCACUGGCUCAUUUGAUACAUGGGACAAGCUAGUGAAAGCUUUCCUGGUCAAGUUCUUGGGACAGGAAAAGACUGCAAGGCUAAGAAACGAACUAUCUACCUUCAGCCAGUUAGAUGAUGAGUCCCUUUAUGAAGCAUGGAGCAGAUUUAAGCGCUUACAGAGACAAUGCCCUCAUCACGGUAUCCCAGAGUGGCUGUUGAUUCAAACCUUCUAUAAUGGCCUAACCCAUGAGUUCCAAAUCUACAUUGAUGCUGCAUCAGGGGGUUCUCUCUUGACAAAGAACCCAACUAAGGCAAAGGAGCUCAUAGAGAAGAUGGCGGCCAACGAUAACUACCAUCCAGGAGGUCGGCAUAAUGCGAAAAAGGGAGGUAAACUUGAUGUAGAUGCUUUGACUAUGUUAACCAGUUCUGUGCAGGCACUAACAAGCAGGUUUGAUAAGUUCCAAGCUGGAACUUCUACUAGCCCACUGGAGGUUUGUCAACUGUGCAAUGUGCAGGGCCACAUCGCACCGGAUUGCCCGCAGAACAUGAGUGAGAUGUCUAUUGAACAAGCCAAUGCUUAUUACUCUUCGAACCCCAAACAACCUUUUGAUCCCUACUCCAAUUCUUACAACGAAGGUUGGAAACAUCCCAACUUCUCUUAUAAGAACACCCAAGCACAACAGAAUCUACCAUCACUACCAUCCUUACCCGACAACUGCAACUCACCGCUCGGUUUCCAACAAAGACCACCUAUGAACCAACAACCAACGCAACUACUUCCCCAAAAAUCAAGCCUUGAGUUAAUGAUGGAGAGCUUUAUUACCGCAACCAAUAGUGCCAUCCAACAACAAGGUAGCUCUAUCCAACAACAAGGUAACUCCAUCCAACAAUUGCAAGCCCAGAGUAAGCUCAUGGAAACCCAAAUAAGUCAACUUUCACAACAGGUGAGUCGCCUAUCAACUCUUCAUGACCAAGCAAAGGUCCAGAAAGAACAAUGCAAUGCAGUUUUCUUGAGAAGAGAUGAACCAUCUAUGAGGCAAAUAGGUGAGAAGAUGUGCAGUGUGGAGUCUAGGAAGGAUGAAAGGGGCAAAGAUGUCCAAGGCCCCAAAUAUGUUGCUCCACCGGCUUAUGAGGAACCAAUGCCUUUCCCGCAAAGGUUGUCAAAAGCCGUACUCGAUAGACAUUUUGGGAAAUAUUGCGAAGCCCUUGAGAAGGUACACGCUUCUACUCCCUUUUCCGAUCUUUUAAUUCAAAUGCCUCAAUUUGCAAAUUUUGUGAAGAAUAUUAAAGAUCAACAUGAGGAUACGGAAGUAGUAAAUUAG